AUGAGAAACCACACAGUAAUGACAACGUUCAUCUUGCUGGGACUUACAGAUGAUCCAGGCCUCCAAAUUCUGUUUUUUGUCAUUUUAUUUCUGACAUAUAUUCUGAGCAUAAUGGGGAACCUGACAAUUAUCAUUCUCACCCUGAUGGACUCUCAUCUUAAUACACCUAUGUAUUUUUUUCUCAGAAACUUCUCCUUCUUAGAAAUCUCAUUCACAACAGUCUGUAUUCCUAGAUUCNUNUACAGUAUAUCANCUGGGGAUAAUACCAUAACAUACAAUGCUUGUGCCAGUCAAAUAUUUUUUGUUGGACUCUUUGGAGCCACAGAGUUUUUUCUGCUGGCAGCUAUGUCCUAUGACCGCUAUGUGGCCAUCUGCAAGCCCUUGCACUAUAUGACCAUCAUGGACAACAAAGUUUGUGCCAUCCUUGUCCUCUGUUGCUGGACUUCUGGGCUGCUGGUCAUUAUCAUACCUCUUGGCAUGAUCCUCCAGCUGGAAUUCUGUGACUCUAACACCAUUGAUCACUUUUUCUGUGAUGCAUCAUCACCUCUUAUCAAAAUCUCCUGCGCAGAUACGUGGUUUUUGGAGCAGACUGUCGUUGUUUUUGCAGUGCUGACUUUCAUCAUUACAUUAAUAGUUGUGAUUCUCUCUUACAUAUACAUUAUCCGGACAAUUCUCAGAUUCCCUUCUGCUCAUCAGAGGAAGAAAGCAUUUUCUACCUGCUCUUCUCACAUGAUUGUAGUUUCCAUCAUGUAUGGNAGCUGNAUUUUUAUCUANGUGACACCUUCUGCCAAAGAACAGGUAGCUAUCAAUAAAGGAGUAUCUAUGCUCAAUACAUCUGUUGCCCCUUUGUUAAAUCCAUUUAUUUAUACUUUGAGAAAUAAGCAAGUGAAGCAAGCUUUUAAUGACACAGUAAAAAAAUUGCAUAUCUCUUACACCAAUAAGAACAAGUUGGAUUUAAGCAGCUAG
Messenger RNA from Mus pahari (shrew mouse), 966 nucleotides. RefSeq names its product olfactory receptor 6C2-like. The coding region runs from base 1 to 966 and encodes 321 amino acids. The transcript has a single exon. The record is from RefSeq and is a predicted model, not a curated record. Gene Ontology annotation, biological process: G protein-coupled receptor signaling pathway. Gene Ontology annotation, molecular function: G protein-coupled receptor activity; olfactory receptor activity. Gene Ontology annotation, cellular component: membrane. NCBI's taxonomy places the organism in Eukaryota, Metazoa, Chordata, Mammalia, Rodentia, Muridae.